AUGUGUCCGUACUCCAAACACAAGGAGGGCAGGAAUUUAGUAGUCUGUAUUGAUGGAUCAUCGAACCGGUUUGGACUGAAGAACACCAAUGUCGUCGAACUCUACAGCCAACUUGUGAAAUCUGAAGCCCAGCUCACUUAUUACAACAGCGGAGUGGGCACGCACGCCCGGCCAACGUGGCGCUCUCUCACAUAUGUUCAUUAUUGGCUGAGCAACAAGGUGGAUUUGCUUAUUGCUUGGAAUCUCGAAAGAGUGAUACUGGCAGCCUAUCGAUGGAUAUCAGAAAACUAUCAAGACGGUGAUAGAAUUUACCUUUUCGGCUUUUCUAGGGGCGCUUACCAGGCCCGAGCAAUUGCUGGAAUGAUACACCGCGUCGGCUUAAUCCUCCCCGGCAAUAACGAGCAAAUACCAUUCGCAUUCGAGCUAUACUCGAAAAUAGAUGAAAAGGCCUCGAAGAGAAAAAAAUCUCGGCGCAAACAUGCCUGGGCGAAUGAGCUUGCUGAAACGUUCAAGAGCACAUUCUGCAGAUCGCACGUCCACAUCCAUUUUAUCGGCGUAUGGGAUACUGUUUCUUCAGUUGGCGUUGUGAGGGGGAAGACCUUACCUUCAACUACUAACGGCGACCACCAUAUGUGCUAUUUCAGACAUGCUCUUGCUUUGGACGAGCGGCGAGUCAAGUUCCUUCCUGAGUAUAUUCAUGGUGCAAAUACAGAAGGGUCCCAUUCCGAGCGCAUCAAGGAGGUCUGGUUUGCAGGUAGUCACUCGGACCUUCAAUCAGGUGACAUUCCAUUGCUAUGGAUGCGAAAGGAGGCUGUCGAGGCGGGCUUGAGGGUGAAGCCCACGGAAGUCGUCUGGAAGAUGGACGACUUGCAGAAGAGGACGUUCGAAUCACUACGGAGAACAUGGUGGUUACUCGAAUUCGCUCCUGUCAAGCGGGUUGUUUAUGGCACUCAGGACAAUCACACAUUUGGGUAUGUGCUGUGA
Suillus subaureus is the source of this 984-nucleotide messenger RNA. RefSeq lists its product as uncharacterized. The coding region runs from base 1 to 984 and encodes 327 amino acids. NCBI's taxonomy places the organism in Eukaryota, Fungi, Basidiomycota, Agaricomycetes, Boletales, Suillaceae. The record is from RefSeq and is a predicted model, not a curated record. The transcript is spliced from 8 exons.